Epinephelus lanceolatus (giant grouper) is the source of this 1299-nucleotide messenger RNA. The record is from RefSeq and is a predicted model, not a curated record. NCBI's taxonomy places the organism in Eukaryota, Metazoa, Chordata, Actinopteri, Perciformes, Serranidae.
CAACUGUUAUAGACCACUGUGGCCAGCUGCAUCCCAGAAUUACUAUGUUUCCAUUCGCUCGUCUAUUUUUUCUCAUUAGUUAUUGUUUUCAUACAGGCUGGGGUUGUCACAAGAACCGAUACUUUGGUACCAAGUAGAUGUCGAGACGCAAAAAAUUCGUUGGUACCUGCAUUUUCGGUACCGUGAUUACCGGAUAUACAACUUUACCCUCUCCGCGCCUCGUCGAGUCCUGUCAGGACUUACACGGGCAGUACACGCGCGCGAGUCGGUGCGGCUACAAUCGAGCUCGCAGUCCGUUUAUGUGAACACGGAGUUUAACCUGAGUUUAUUGUGCAAUCAUUUUAAUGCAGGCAUUGGAUUUUGAACUAUUCAAGUAUCUGAUGAAGCUGUUGUUAUUACAAAUUGCACUUUUCAAACAUCAGCUGUUACAGUCAUGGAUUUGCUUUUCUAUUGUUAAUUUUCUAUUUUGUUUUUCUCUCCUAGGAACAACUGCUUAAUCAUCUUUUAGAAAGACUUCGCUCUCGAUUGGAACAUAUUGUGGAACGCAUGCCUCUGGACCUGGACUUCUUAGAGUUCACUUGCACACAAGAACUUGUGUUCUUAAAUGCUGUAUCCAGUCAAGUGACUGUUUGUCAAGCUAUUUUAGAUGCACUGACACAGCUACACAGUCUCAUCAAUUUGGAAAAAGACAAAAGGGAGCAACACAUUGCAGUUGUGCAGUUUGAGCAAGGACCAGCAGGGCGACAGCGGAUGACCAUAUCCCCAGACUACCUUAGCAAACUUCUGGAACUUAAUUUGUCUGUUCCAUGUAUUGCUAAACUCUUGGGGGUGUCCAGACGUACAGUAUACCGACGCAUGGCUGAGUCUGAUCUCUCAGUAAAGGCACUCUACAGCCCAAUGACAGAUGAUGAGUUAGAUCAGUGUGUGAGAGAGAUUAAAUCUAGGCAGCCUAACUCUGGAUAUCGGAUGAUGAAGGGCCUCCUGCAAGCCAGAGGACUGAGGGUGCAGUAUAACCGUGUCAGAGCCUCCAUGCACCGUGUUGACACCAUUGGUGUCAUAAACCGAAUGGUCCAUGUUGGGUGUCUAGCUAGACGGACCUAUUCAGUACCCGGACCCCAGGCUUUGUGGCACAUUGAUACGAACCAUAAAUUGAUUCGCUACAACAUUGUUGUCUUCGGAGGCAUUGAUGGUUUUUCUCGUAAGAUAAUGUAUCUUGGUGCAGCCUCAAACAACAUGGCCUCAACCACCCUGGCAUUCUUCCAGGAAUCUGUCGACAAGUUUGGUGUUCCUCUCAGGUGA